AUGAAAAAGAGAAAGAAGAAGGAGAAAAUGAAGGCCCAGUGCCCCCCGGGUCUUCCAACACCUUUGGCACCACCACAAAGAGAAGAAGAUGAAACUACAGAUAAAACACCAGCCCUACACAGUGCCCAAGAUGAUUCUGUCUUUCACCAUGAGGACAGGGUACAGAGACAGCAGGACAAGAGUCCCUGUGUGAUGGAUCUGGAAUGUCAGAUCCAGCCCUGUGAGCUCUCAGUGGCUCAGGAGCCUGGGCCACCUUCACCUGCAGUGACAUCCUUGGCAUCACCACCACCCUGCUUUGGUCGUUUCCUAAGCUGUGUCUGUCAGACCUUCUCAAAAUCUAGGAAAAGGAAACUUUGCAGAAGAAAGAGCAGCAACCAAGAUGAAACAGGAGGUGAUGCUAAAGUUCCAAGACCUGGUCGGCUAAGUGACCUGGGCCAAGACAAAGUGUAA
This is a messenger RNA of Marmota flaviventris (yellow-bellied marmot), 450 nucleotides long. RefSeq lists its product as uncharacterized. NCBI's taxonomy places the organism in Eukaryota, Metazoa, Chordata, Mammalia, Rodentia, Sciuridae. The record is from RefSeq and is a predicted model, not a curated record.